GCGGGCCGCGCCGCUCCCUCCCUCCCUCCCGGCGGCCGGGGCGCCACUGACAGAGCGCGGAGCGGAGCAGCGCCCAGCGCCUCCGGGACCCCCGCACCCCGCCGCGCCGCGCCCGUGGAUGGGAGAGGCGGGCGGCGCCGGCUUCACGGAGCACAGCGAAGCGGCUGCGGUGGCGGCUCGGAUGGAUUGAAUCUUCUGUGUUGAAUGCCUCCUGGUUUUUCUAUUGGAUUUCCCAUCUGGAGAAAUACUUGUGCUUUGAGCCACUGUGGCAAACUGAGUUGUGGAUCCAGGGCUCCUAAGACUUCAGAUCUUGGGGAGGCAGCCACUGCUGAAUCACGUUAACCUGAUAUCACAGCCACAAUGGUGCUGUCACAAAGGCAACGAGAUGAGCUAAAUCGAGCAAUAGCAGAUUACCUUCGCUCUAAUGGCUAUGAAGAGGCAUAUUCAGUUUUUAAAAAGGAAGCUGAGUUAGAUGUGAAUGAAGAGUUAGAUAAGAAGUAUGCCGGACUUCUGGAGAAAAAAUGGACAUCGGUUAUAAGAUUACAAAAGAAGGUAAUGGAAUUAGAAUCGAAGCUGAAUGAAGCUAAGGAAGAAUUUACAUCAGGUGGACCUCUUGGUCAGAAACGAGACCCUAAGGAGUGGAUUCCUCGUCCUCCAGAGAAGUAUGCUUUGAGUGGACAUAGGAGUCCUGUCACUCGAGUAAUUUUCCAUCCAGUUUUCAGUGUUAUGGUUUCUGCUUCAGAGGAUGCCACAAUAAAGGUGUGGGAUUAUGAGACAGGAGACUUCGAACGAACCCUUAAGGGUCAUACAGACUCUGUGCAAGAUAUUUCUUUUGAUCACACUGGCAAACUGUUGGCCUCCUGUUCUGCUGAUAUGACCAUUAAGCUAUGGGAUUUCCAGGGCUUUGAGUGCAUCAGAACUAUGCAUGGUCAUGAUCAUAAUGUUUCUUCGGUAGCCAUCAUGCCCAAUGGAGAUCAUAUAGUUUCUGCCUCGAGGGAUAAAACUAUCAAAAUGUGGGAAGUCCAGACAGGUUACUGUGUGAAGACUUUCACGGGUCACAGAGAAUGGGUGCGCAUGGUGCGGCCUAACCAGGAUGGCACCUUAAUUGCCAGUUGUUCUAAUGACCAGACAGUGCGUGUUUGGGUGGUAGCAACAAAGGAAUGCAAAGCUGAGCUCCGAGAGCAUGAGCAUGUGGUAGAAUGCAUUUCCUGGGCUCCCGAGAGCUCAUACUCCACCAUAUCAGAAGCUACAGGAUCAGAGACUAAGAAGAGUGGUAAGCCUGGGCCGUUUCUGCUGUCUGGAUCCAGAGACAAGACCAUUAAGAUGUGGGACAUCAGCACUGGCAUGUGCCUUAUGACACUUGUGGGCCAUGAUAACUGGGUACGUGGCGUUCUGUUCCAUUCUGGGGGAAAGUUUAUUUUGAGCUGUGCUGAUGACAAGACUCUACGUGUCUGGGACUUCAAGAACAAACGAUGCAUGAAAACCCUCAAUGCGCACGAACACUUUGUUACCUCUUUGGAUUUCCACAAGACGGCACCAUAUGUGGUUACUGGAAGUGUAGAUCAAACAGUAAAAGUGUGGGAGUGCCGUUGAUUGAAUUCACAUUUGACCCCUUUCUCCUCUGGAUGCACUCAAAUACCAUGGUUACCCAUUGAGCUCUGUUUAAAUAAAUAUUGUCCUUUCAUGUAAAUUAUUCUGGAUGUAGAUUGAGCUUAUUAAAUGUUACACACAAAGUAUUCAUGCAUGGUGAAUCCAAAUUGUAUACUGUAAAUUUACAUACGUUGUCUAGAAGUACCAUAGGUUUAAGAACAUGGGCUGGCAUUGGUCACAUCAGACCUAAGAAGGCAGAAGUUGGAUGAUUGAAAUAGGGCACUUAACUGAAUAGUUGACAGUGUCGUUCUAUGUCGGAUAAUUAUACCUGUUUUUCUUUCUGCUGUCUGUUGGUGCCUGAAUUGGUGACCUCAUUUGGGAAAGGUUUUGUAGGGCUCUUUCAGAAAUGUGUAUCUAUGUAACAUCACUUAAGUGUGCUUAAUAAAUCUUCUCUAAGAGUACUAGAUAACAAGGCUGCAAGUCAGAAUCUUCUGAACCUUAUAUGUAAUUAAUGGAAAUUAAUUAAACUUUGGAAUAUUUGUCAUGAAACAUUUGCCAAAUCAACAGAAUACACUUUGUUUUGGCCUCCUAUCACGCAAGGGUUGGUAUAUUUAUAUAACUAACUGUAAACCUGAAAUAAGACAACAAAUCCUAGUAGCAGCUGAUGUGAUAAAUGUAUUUAUUUUUUAUUUGGUCAUUCAGUGGUUAAACUGUGCUGUUAAACUAAGUUUAAAUGUGGGGGGGUUUUUGUUUUGUUUUUUUUAAUGCUAGACGAACUUCCAGGAGGAGUUGUCCAUCCCACUAGAAUUUAGUGAUCUAAUUUCCAAUAGAGCUUAAUCUCCCAAAUGACUGCCAUGGUACAACUUGCUGUUUGCUUUCAAUGUUUGUUAGAGAUGUGCAAUUCCUAUUACACAACAGUAUCAAAGUACACUUCCCUUACGUUCUCACGCAGGAGGCUGGGAUAUACGAAGGUGUCUUGGUUUCUUUAAUGCCUCCUUGGAACCCUUUUGAAUACGAGGUUAUAUUCACCUUGACAAGACAAUGUGGCUUGAAUAAAAACUUGCUGUGGUUUACGUAUGGAGAAAGAUCUUUGGACGUAGUAUUUAAAUGCUUGAAAGAAAGCACUAAAUACCUUGAGGAUCAGAUUAUAAUGGCAGAUACAAAUUGAUACAGGCUUCUAAAAGGAAAACAAAACACCAUCAACAAAGCAAAGCCCAGCUGGGGCAGUGAUGCUGUCAGGUAAAAAUUAAAAACCAAAUUCUGUCCACAAAACCAGCCCAGCUUGGUUAUCAGCAUUUGCAUGGGCUGGUGGAUUCAGCUUUUAAUUUGUACAUCCCCGGAGUUACAUACUUUGAUCUGAAGUGAAUGAAAACAUAAAUUAAUAUUUUAAUCAGCGUUUUGUGACAAAUUCCGUUAUAGAGAACUAAGAAUCCCAGUACUCAUUGAACUAACCGGGUCUUUUAAAAAAAAUCCCCUUUACAAUUUCUGCUGUAAUGAAAUACCAGUCUGACGUUUUAACAGGUGAAGUUGUGCUUUUUUACUCGGUUUGUUUAAUACAUGGCUUUUAAAACUGUCCCUUUUAAGAAUGGAGAUCCCUGCCCGGCUGGGUGCCUCCUCCUGCAGCCGCCCCGGGGAGGCCCCGCUGGGUGCAGCCCGGUUCAGUUUGUGUCCGUGCAGAGCUGCCCCUGGAGGGAUGGGGGAAACAGGGGGCUCUGACGUGUGGGGGUUUGGAGCCAGUGUAAGAUUCAGGCAAACCUCUUAAAUCCAGUGGCUUGUGUCAUUUUCAGUGUGUGUUUCUGCACUUAGGCAUGCAGAAAUAAAGUAUUUUUUCUUCAUUAGCUGCUUGGACUGGAAGAAUUUGCUGCUCUCUGUGCUAUUGGAGAACACCAGAUACACAGUAGCGCAUCUUAAAAUUCCUCAGUGCAUCUGCAAUUGUAAAGCAGUAAGUCAGUUCAGCUCCUGAUAGAACCCAGAAACUUUAUUUAAGUAUGAAAACCACGCUCGUGUACAUAAUUCAUAAACAUGACUGAAAAAUUAAAGGUACCUGUUAAGUGGAAAUUGUCUGCUGCCUUUUUCGCUGUGGCACAGGGCUGUUUGCAGGAGGAAACACUAACAAACGUAAGCAGUGUUUAAUUGCUUGUGCAGGACUCCCUGCCACGUUCUUCUGCAGUGCAGCGUGCAACCUCCUCCUUGAAAGAGCAGUGAAUCAUCUCAGGGAUGGUCCUGAACGGGUCAGAAGUCAAAGCCCUGUUUAGGCAAAAACAAACCCUGUUACCACGAGGCAGGAGGGGGGUCCUGCUCCUGGGGCUGUUCUGCAGGGUUGCUCCCUGCUCUUGCACUGUGCUGAACUUUUUCACUGUUUGCAGCGUUCCGGCAGCUGCCUGCUGCUGGGUGUUCCUGGGUUAGGCAACGAGGCCACUGGUUUGGAUUGCAAACUGCUGGGGGUUAAGAGGUUCACUGCUGCUCUGUCACUUUCUGUACUGAGGUCAGCAUUGCUUAAAACGUGACUGUGCCUAAACCGUGCUACGUAGAGACGGCUCAGACUGCCGCUUGGCGUAAGGACAGACAGACAUUCCAGUGCCACACUCGUGUAAUGUGCCCAGGAAGUCUUAGAUGUAUUCCUAAAAGUGCAACCUUUGUUGUGGUUCAGACGUGACCUGGAGGUGAUGUUUUAUGGCAUCUUGCACUUUAGAAGACUUCAGAAAACCGUCCUGCUUCGGGGUGUGGUGUGAGCAGUGGUGUGAGCAGUGGUGUGAGCAGUGGUGUGCCCGGGCACGAGGUGAAGAGCAAGCUGGAGCUGCAGCGGGGCUGUGCUGGGCCGGGCUGUGGCUGCGGCUGCCACCUCCCGCCCGGCUGCUCCUCGGUGCUGCUCCUCGGUGCUCGUCUUUACACGAGCUGCCUGAUGCUAGCGCUCUCAACUGGCUUUUGACUCGCAUGAAAGCUGUUUAGAAGAAAAGGAUACUUCGUUCGUUUGGGUUUUUUUUCUUUUCUGUAGACAGUGGUGGCUUGAUAAUCCUUUUAAUGAUUUGAAUAUAAAGAAAAAAUACUAAGUUGAGUGAAGGAAAAACGCACUUAGAAUGAGUUAUUUGCUGUCCAACUGUACAUUAAGUCCAGUGUAUUUAAAAAAAAAAAAAAAAGUCGAUAGAAUCUUCUAGCAAAGAAUGCGUGCAUAAAGGGUAGGGAUAACGGCGUGAGGAGCGGCAGGGCUGGCGCGGCUGUCCCAGGCACACGGGGCUGCCGCUGCCUUCCUCUUUCCGCCGCGUCACGUCAGUAGCUGCUCUCCUGUCCCCAGGCUCCCCCUGCACAUCCAGGUUCCUCGGCAACAUCUCCGCGUUGCAGGAGUUGGUCCUGGCGUUGCCGUGAAGGCAAACGCUGAAUUUUUCCACGUUAGAGGUUGCAAUUGGAGAAAACAGUUCCCAGACCGUAGGAGUUAACUAAAGAUAUUGACACGAUUUAAAAAAACCAACAACAAAUAGUAAAGGAAUGUAUAUAAUACUGCUCUGUGUUUUACAGUAAGAUUUGUUGCUCUCAGACUGUGUAAAACAAAAUUUAUUCAUGUUUUCUGCAUAUUAAAAGAAUCUUAUUGUACCAAUUGGUAAACUAUUAAAUGCAUAUAAAACUA
Messenger RNA from Numida meleagris (helmeted guineafowl), 5212 nucleotides. RefSeq names its product platelet activating factor acetylhydrolase 1b regulatory subunit 1 (gene PAFAH1B1). Gene Ontology annotation, molecular function: protein binding. The record is from RefSeq and is a predicted model, not a curated record. The transcript is spliced from 11 exons. Lineage: Eukaryota; Metazoa; Chordata; Aves; Galliformes; Numididae. Gene Ontology annotation, cellular component: COPI vesicle coat. Gene Ontology annotation, biological process: endoplasmic reticulum to Golgi vesicle-mediated transport; intracellular protein transport; retrograde vesicle-mediated transport, Golgi to endoplasmic reticulum. Bases 361 to 1593 code for a protein of 410 amino acids.